Molecule: messenger RNA, 3081 nt
Organism: Lytechinus pictus (painted urchin)
Lineage: Eukaryota; Metazoa; Echinodermata; Echinoidea; Temnopleuroida; Toxopneustidae
Product: dynein light chain LC6, flagellar outer arm
Exons: 2
Coding region: 154-423 (89 amino acids)
Biological process (GO): microtubule-based process
Cellular component (GO): cytoplasmic dynein complex
Molecular function (GO): dynein intermediate chain binding
Source: RefSeq, a predicted model, not a curated record
CAAAAGAACGUCUUGAGUUUCAACAACGUCAACGACGGUCGACGUCAACGGAACUUAACCGUUAGAGAGACGGUGUCGGUGAUCAGCUCUGCCUCUGAAUUUUCGAAUUGUGAUUGAGAUUGUCUACGACCAACUUGGUUUAUACAAGUCAUCAUGUCUGAACGCAAAGCCGUGAUCAAGAAUGCUGAUAUGCCUGAAGACAUGCAGCAGGACGCAGUGGACUGCGCUACCCAAGCUCUCGAGAAGUUCAACAUCGAGAAGGACAUCGCAGCCUACAUCAAGAAGGAGUUCGACAAGAAAUACAACCCAACCUGGCAUUGCAUUGUGGGUCGCAACUUCGGCAGCUACGUCACGCACGAGACAAAGCAUUUCAUCUACUUUUAUCUGGGACAGGUCGCUGUGCUUCUUUUCAAAUCUGGAUGAUGGAAAUUUACAAUGAAGAGAUUUGGAUAUCUUAAAAAGUUUAAUCAUCUUUCGUGAUGACGUAAAGAAUGAAUGAAAAUAGAGUUUUAAGAAGUUACUUGUUCGAUUCGUGAGUUGAGUUUUCAUUUUAAGAUGAUAUUUUGUUUGUUUUUCGGUGUGAAAUAACUUAUGUGGAUCUCUAGAGCCGAAUAUGAUGAAGAUUUGAUAAAAACCAUUUCACUUGACCGCUCAAGAUGGAAUUGUUAGGUCUCUAUUUCAAAGUGAUGCAGUAUAUUUUGAUUAAUAAUUUGCACAUUAAUUUGUAUACGAACCAAUAUUCAGCCUAUAUCCAACUAAAUUAAGUUUCUUGUGUUUUUUACACAAAUAAAUUACGCAUGAUUCUACAUGCCACUUUUUCUUUCAUUCACAUUAUCUUAUUUCAGCCCCCCCCCCCAAUAAAAAAAAUGGCGGAUAGUUUGGUAUGCGCUCGUUAUCCCGAAGAUUCCUUAUUCCGAACAUUCCAAAUCGUCUAAAAAGAUGUUUGUUAAUCCGCAGAAGAAAACAGUUUCUUUACCCGAACAUUUUGGUUCGAAUAUUAAACCUUUGGGAUAACGAGCUGUAACAUAUUUUUUUUACUUUAAAUUGUAAAUUGUAAGUCUAUAAAGCAAAUAAAUGUUACCGGUCAACUUUCAUAUUAAUUUGAAGUCGAAAUAUCUUUCAUUGAGUGAAAAUAAUAAUAAUAAUAAAUUCGAUGGAAAUUAAAUCAGUUAUCAUUAAAUCUUCAUGCAUCUUAAAUAUGAAGUUUGGAAACAACGAAUCUAAAUUUUUCUUUAUGUUGAAAAGUUACGUUAAUAUGAUUUCGGGAAAUUCACUUUUAGAAUCUAUGUGUCGAUUACUGCUGGUUCAUAUAUUGAUAAAGUUGAUGAUCACUUUUGAAAGUUUUUGUUUCCAUCAUAUAAAAUAUAGGAAUUUUAAUAAAUCCGCAUACCACCUUUGUCAUGUUUGUGGCUGGAAAUAUUUGAAUUUUUGCAUGUUUAUUUGAUCAUUUCACACUCGUGUGACACGUUAAUAUUGGGAAGAACACCCUGAUGGUCUUAUAUAGAUCGUCGCAAUGAAAGUAAAUUGAUACCAAGAAAGGUCAAAUAUAUACUUCUAGGAGUUUUAUAAAAGCCAAAAUUUUAUUCCUACAUCCUAAGUUGAUGGCAGUGCAUGAAUACGAUUCAUUUGGAAAUCUAGAAAUCUUCGCAUGUUUAGUUGAUCAUUUCACAAACAUACAUGUACGUAUGUCCACGGAGGUUAAACCAUGAAUGAUAUGACUCGGUUUUGAGCAAGAUAAAUAAUACAUCGAUAUUCAUAAAGACCGAAUGUGGUUACUAAUACUAGCUAUGAGGUAUUAUCAGAUGAUACUAUCUGAUAGUAGCUCAAUAUUUUCCACCCACUAGUGUAUGUCUCUCAUUUAUAUUGAUUUUAUUUUAAAAAAUGAUCGCUUUUCAUAAUCAAGAAAGAGUGUCGCUAGUCCCAAUACAGAGCACGGUUUGUUAAUUAAAGGGAUCGUUUAACUUUGUGAGCAGCCGAUUUAGAAAGUUCUCAAACUAAGAUGAAACAUGUUUAGGAGUUUAUGUAUUUGUUCUAAAAAAAAAACUAUUCAAGUAAUUGUAGCGACCCUAGUCUAAAAUUUUGAAAUUGAACCUUGUAAAUGAUCGACCUUCUAAAUGCCUUUUCUAUUUUAUUUUUUUCUUUUUUUUUUUCUGUUCUGAUUUUUUUUCUGUUUUUAUGACUUGUGGCUCUUUAUGAGAAUCAGUCAUUUUGAACAGCGGGCUUGUCCCUAUAAACCGUAUACCUGAUAUGCAUUAACAAUGAAAGCUAAAAUGCAUCAUAUAUCUCACGGUAAAAAAUAUUGGGUAAAAUUUUACCAGCACGAGGGUAAUUAAGUGUCCAACCAAUUUGGGGCAACAUUUUACCCAAUUCGGGAAGCAUAUUGUCCAGUAAGGUUAAGAAUAAGCAGCAAUUACUUUAGAAUGGGCAAAAUUUUCAUCACACUGGAUAAAUAAAAAUGCCCCCCAAAAAUGCCAAUUGUUGGUUGGACACAUAAUUGCCCUCAUUGAGCAUUUUUACCCAAUAUUUUUAGAGUGAUAGAGGCGUUAAAAAAGCGAGGUCCAUGUAUUGACUGGAGAGCGUUUCGUAAAGAUGAAUUAUCGGGCGUGUUUUAUCCGUCAGUUACCAUAUAGUAGCAUUGCUUCUCGUCCAGUCUAUUGAUGAAGGGGUUCCAGGGCACCGCCUUACAAAGAGUUACGAUUGAUCCGAUCAAUCGUAACUCUAUGGAAAUCCAUCAGUGUCAUAAUUUUUUCUACAGGAAAUCUGCACAAUGUCGUUUGUAAACGAAGAGAAGCACGGCCAAUAUUCAAGAAAACAAUGAAUGCAUAAAUAUACAUACAUCAUAUUUAGAAAGUAUUUUGAACAAACAUGCAUGAUAGAUGUUGACGUUGCUGGCCGUCCAUAGUUGUGAUUGAUCGGAUCACUCGCAACUCUUUGUAAGACGGGCCCCAGAUUGCAAAGGCACACUGCAACCUCACAAUCCGACUGGUCCGCGAGUGAGUAUGACAGGGAUUAAUCACAUGGCGAUAUCAACAUUAUCAAUACCAGGGGCGAAUCCAAGAUUUCAAAAGGGGGGAGGGGUCG